This is a messenger RNA of Durotheca rogersii, 2249 nucleotides long. RefSeq lists its product as uncharacterized. The transcript is spliced from 3 exons. Lineage: Eukaryota; Fungi; Ascomycota; Sordariomycetes; Xylariales; Xylariaceae. The record is from RefSeq and is a predicted model, not a curated record. Bases 179 to 2185 code for a protein of 668 amino acids.
CAGUUGAUGAAAUUUCUAGAAGCGUUUUAGUUUUUACUUCUCUUUCAGCUGGCGCCAUUUAUCAUCCUCUCAACGAUCUUGAAGCCGUGAUUAACCAUUAUCACGCAAGCUUCUUGUGUACAACUUCAUCCCGAGGAUUGAGCAACACAGCUUCGAAGUGAUCGUGUCCACAAAUCCAAUGGCUGCGGUUUCGGGAACCGGGGCCGAAUCGGGUUCUAGAGUUGUCAUAGGCAUCGACGACCGGGAUACCGACCUGGAAGCAGAACCCAUCGCCUACGAACCGGCAGGGCCAACGCGGUAUCCCAAGUCAAUUCUGGAGCUUGUUUACCACACCGUAGCCGGAGAUCCCGACGCAAAAUGGGGUCCGUUCCAGCCAUAUAUCAGAGCAUCUAAGAAACGAGGAACCUGGAGGGAAUGGACGAUCCGCCAGAUCGCAAAAGCCGCACCUAGGGACGUCGCGGAUCGGGACGAAGAAUCGGAAGACGACGAUGACAGUGAUUAUGGAGAUGGUGAAGCACAAGGCGAAGGAAGAGCCGAGAGAAGAACUCGAGGGAGCUUCUCAUUUAACUUGGAUGACUUUGCACUGGACAACCGUCCCGCGCACAUCGACUUCGCAGCUCUUUUACAACAGGAGUCGCAUCCCGCCGACUACGACGACGACUUCUUCAAGAAGCAUUAUGGCAAUUUAUACACUAGGACGGUCAAGUUUGUAAAAAAAUGGUUCGACAGCAAGGUGGAUCUAACUAGAAUAGCGGGCGACGAUAUAUGGGCGUCGCCCCUGACCGACCAAUUCAUCCAGUACGCCCGCCUCGUCGCCCACGAGGAUCAAACCCGCGGCGGAUGGCCUAUCAUAUUGAACCACCCUACGCAGCGGAGAUGGCUCAUAGUGGGAAUCCUGGCACAGGUCAUGGAAAAGAAGAUAUUUAAUGAGCUUCUCUUCGGCGCGGACCAGGCCACGCGAGAGGAGUUGGAAAGGCUCGAUGACCGGUGGUUGCAAAAAGAAGGGUAUCAUCGCAAAGCCGUUCGCGCUAUCACCGCCCGGUACGGUGUCGAAGCAGGCUUACUGCCGGGAAACUUCUGGCCUGCAGUCGACGAGCUGACGGCUAAGACGAUGAAGAUCUUCUUGCCGCUGCUCAACGUGUUCAAGGAGAUCUGGCCUCGGAGGGAGCUGUACACUCCGGAGCUAUUCUUACAGGAACUCCACAACAUAAUCUCGUACGCUGGUAUGAUCCAGGUCUGCAUGGCCGUGUCGCCUUCCAUCUUCCAUAUCUUGUCCGCUUCGCCCGGCGCUCGCAUGGACUAUGCCAUCGAGAAACAAUCCGACAUGGAACUCUAUCGCGAAUCCAAGGAUUUCUACGAGGUUCUCGAUCAGGAGUGGCGGGCGAAAGUUGAAAUUGCUAUGAGAGCGCGGGACGCCGGAGGGAAUGCCCCUCCAGGACAGAUCGACGUGCCCUCUAACGACGAAGAGCGUAGUGUCAUGGAGUAUCAUCGCAUCCGAGGCGCUAGGGUCAAGUUCGCCGUGUUUCCCAAGAUCACUCGUUACAAGCCAGAGAAUAAGGGGAAAGGCACUCUCGGGCUGCACUUGUACGGCAGAUAUCCAGAGGACAAUGACGAAACAGAGCUUGAGGGCCAGACUAUCAUCGAUAUCUCCGACUGUUUGGUCGUCUACUUCCAGGGGUUGAUAUACCCACCGCCAGGCUUAGCCGAGGGAGAAUCCUUAGACGCGCAUAUCCAUCGGUUUUCCACCCAAACAAAUGGGCUCAUCGACCUGUUGGCCCGGGCAGCCUCGACUUGUUACCUCGCACUCCGGACACUGACCACGCACUUCUUGGUGAUCACUCUGACGCUCGCCGCGCCCAUCCUUGCCAUCUUGCUGGUUUAUUGGGCGAGAGACAUUGCCUACUACUUGCUCCGUUGCUGGGUUAUCGCCAUCUUAUGGAUUUCGUUCGGCAUCUAUUGUCGAGCAGCAAGUCUUGCAGAGAGAAAUGAUCGGCGGUCGGGAAUCGUUUUGCUGUCUCUACCACUCUUCAUUUUGAUCAUUUUGAUAUUCACCGGACUCUACUAUAUCUUGACACGACCGAACGUCCUAAACGCUUCAAUACGAGUCAUUCUGCAGGCUGCGGAGAGAGCUCGGGGAGACUUCAUACGUUACAUUAGGGCAACGCCGCAAGCGAACAGCUUAUGAGCACUAUCCGAGAGAAUAUCACAGAGCGUCUUCGACGGCAAAGGAGUUGGGUACGGAGUGGAAA